CAGCCAUGCGACGUACAUCUUGAAUCAUAACAAUCAAAGAAAAUCGCUCGAAAAUAUUAAAAAAUCCACAGAAAAAUGGCAAACUUGGAGUCAAUUCAAACAUUAGCCUUUCCCUUGCCUCCGUCGCAGUACAUCACAGCGUUCACGGAUGAAAAUGUGCGAAAAAAUAAGAUUCCGAAGCCGCCUCCGAUACCGACGACGGAGUACAAAAUGUUUGGAAAACCCUUCAGUAACGACGAAAACAUCAUCACGCCCUUGGAAUCGCAGGGUUUCAAGCGUUUGUAUCCGCAACACUUUGACCGCAAGAAGGAGUUAAAGAAGAUGAACCACAGUAUUCUCAUAAAUUUCCUCGAUCUCAUCGAACUUUUGGUGAAAUAUCCCGACAGUCCGCGUCGCGCCGAGAAAAUUGACGAUCUCACGCAGCUUUUUGUGCACAUCCAUCACUUGCUGAACGAAUUUCGGCCGCAUCAGGCACGCGAAACGUUGCGCGUCAUGAUGGAGUUGCAAAAGAGACAGCGACUCGAGACGGCACAGAGAUUUCAGAAGCAUCUGGAAAAAGUGCGGGAUAUCGUGAAAAGUGCAUUUGCAACGUUGCCGGAUCAGAUGGAGAGCAAUAGCAAGUUAUUGAUUCCCGUGGAAAUGAUGGAAACGGAUCGAGAGACGGAACAAACGACAGACUCGUGCUGCCAAAUGGAUCGAAUUAUGUGCGAUAUUGUGGAUGAGUUCUCGAAUUAAUGCGAAAAAAUAAUAAUAAACAAUUUUUUAUUUGUAUCAAAAGGUUGUUUUUAAUGAUAACACCUGUGUCAAUGCACCUAUAGAAUGUUCUAACGAUCGAGAAAUGAGACGCAAUUCCAGCUGGAAUGUUUAUUUUUUAAAUAAAUUGUAGGAAUAUUGGUUCUGAAUCAUCUCCGAAAAUA
Messenger RNA from Culicoides brevitarsis, 917 nucleotides. It is a transcript of the gene MED7, whose product is annotated as mediator of RNA polymerase II transcription subunit 7. The coding region runs from base 76 to 735 and encodes 219 amino acids. Gene Ontology annotation, cellular component: core mediator complex; mediator complex. NCBI's taxonomy places the organism in Eukaryota, Metazoa, Arthropoda, Insecta, Diptera, Ceratopogonidae. The record is from RefSeq and is a predicted model, not a curated record. The transcript is spliced from 2 exons. Gene Ontology annotation, biological process: regulation of transcription by RNA polymerase II. Gene Ontology annotation, molecular function: transcription coregulator activity.